CCCGGCUGCAGCCUGCGCGCCUGCCCAGCCAUGUGGGCCCGGCUGGUCCUCCUGCUGCUGCCCUGCGCCCUGUCCGCCCCCAUUGGCGACAGUGACUCCCAGGAGAACUCCACGGGGUUUCUGGGCCUCCAGAGCCUUCUCCAAGGCUUCAGCCGACUUUUCCUGAAACAUGACCUGCUGCGCGGGCUGGACAGCUUCUUCUCCUCGCCCGUGGACUUGCGGAACCUCCCCAAGAACUACCACCAAGAGGAGAGCCGGGAGCACCGGCUGGGCAACAGCACCCUCUCCAGCCACCUCCAGAUCGACAAGGUGACGGACAACAAUACGGGAAACGUGCUGAUCUCCGAGAAGAUGGAGUCCUCCAUCGAGCCGGACGGUGGCCUGGAUGGCGACUGGAAGGUUCCUAAGGUGGAGGAGAAGGAGGCCGUGGCGCCCACCCCGCAGGCGGUGGACAGCUUCCGCGUGGAGCCCCGGCCGUGGCGGCUGACCAUGUGGAUCAUGAAGCUGCCGCGACGCAGGUCCCACCAGGACGUCCAGGAGGGCGGCCCCUGGCUCAGCGAGAAGCGGCACCGCCUGCAGGCCAUCAGGGACGGGCUCCGGGAAGAGGCCCGGGAGGAAGCCACGGACGAGGGCACCCAGGGCAUCCCCCGCCCCAGGGUGCAGACCCGGAAGACCCACUUCUUUUAUAUCCUCAGGCCCUCCCAGCAGCUGUAGGGGUGGAGCUCUUGCCC
Molecule: messenger RNA, 731 nt
Organism: Ochotona curzoniae (black-lipped pika)
Lineage: Eukaryota; Metazoa; Chordata; Mammalia; Lagomorpha; Ochotonidae
Gene: DKKL1
Product: dickkopf like acrosomal protein 1
Exons: 4
Coding region: 31-714 (227 amino acids)
Biological process (GO): negative regulation of canonical Wnt signaling pathway
Molecular function (GO): co-receptor binding; receptor antagonist activity
Source: RefSeq, a predicted model, not a curated record